Molecule: messenger RNA, 1853 nt
Organism: Chenopodium quinoa (quinoa)
Lineage: Eukaryota; Viridiplantae; Streptophyta; Magnoliopsida; Caryophyllales; Amaranthaceae
Exons: 2
Coding region: 274-1452 (392 amino acids)
Source: RefSeq, a predicted model, not a curated record
AUCAAGGAAUAUUCUAGCACAUCUUCUAAACAUGGCAACAAUUAUUACAAUCCCCAUAAUCAUGCAAUCGCAUAAUUCUCUCCUACAAUUACAUUGUAUAAUUAACUAGCUUGAUUUAAGCUUUCCAUGUAUUAUAUUUUCUUUCCUUCUUUGUUCUAUGUUGUACCCUAUAUAUAUAUGUAUAUUUUGCAUGAUUAAUAUAAGUAAGCAAUUCAAACAUUAUUAUGGUAUCACAACCUUGAUCCCAAACUUAUCAAUUUUUUUUCUCCUUCAAUGGCUAUCAACGAGAACAACACCAACAAUACCGUCCCAAACCCCACCAAACCGACCAAACCAUUCAUCAUUGUCAAUUUCCAAAAUUGCAUUCAUCUUACCCCAACAAACUACCUAGCAUGGAAGAUUCAAAUUGAAGCCACCAUGAUUGGAUAUGAUCUUUUCAAAUACCUUGAUGGUUCUCUUAAGGCUCCACCCACCACCAUUACUACUGAUAAUGUCAGCACCACUAACCCAGCCUACCUCACUUGGAUGCGCCAAGACAAGCUAAUUCUUGGAGCACUUGUUGGCACUUUAACCCAAAAUCUCGUGCCGCUUAUAUCCACUGCUUCCACCUCCCAUGAUGCUUGGUCUAUUCUUGCAAAUACCUAUGCCAACCCAUCUCGUGGACAUCUCAAACAGAUAAAGUCCACUCUAAACAACCUCAUUCACACCUCUCAAACCAUUAGUGAAUACAUGCAAGCUAUUAAGGCUUGUGUGGAUCAACUAGCCACUGUGGGCAAACCAAUGGACCAUGAAGAUGUCAUUGAGAAGAUUCUAAAUGGUCUUGAUUACGAAUCCUAUAAACCCGUCAUCGACGCCGUCAAUGGUCGUGACACCGCCAUCUCCUUUGAAGAGCUUCAUGAGAAACUCAUCACUCGUGAGCUUGUUCUCAAAAGUUUACCCCCAUCCACUACAUUUAACCCCACCGCCCAUGCUAUGUCCUUCCGCCACCCUUCACACCGCCCAAAUCAACCAUAUUCCCAGCCUCCUACUAAUAACCAAAACACCUACCGCACCAACCGCAACACUCAACACAACAACAACAACAACCCAACAACAAAUCGAACCCCUCGCCCUUUCCUUGGUCGCUGCCAAUGGUGUCGCGCUCAAGGGAAUGUUAUCUCUAAAUGCCCCUCCUUCACCUCACAAUACCCAAAUAUUACCUUUCCGGCCCCCACCACCAACCACACAUCUACUCGGCAAGCCCACACUAUGACAACCACUACCACCAAACCCACGACAUCUUGGCUCUUAGACAGUGGAACCUCCCAUCAUGUAACCAAUGACCUCAACAAACUAUCACUCCAUACUCCUUACGAAGGCACAGAGGAACUCGUAAUCGGCGAUGGCACAACCCUACCAAUUUCUCAUACUGGAGCCUUCGUCGGGGACAAUCCUACUACAAGCACCAUCUAGAACCGGCUUAUAUGAACUGCAACCUCCACCAAGAGUCCACUCAAGUAUCAAGCUCUCCACUCAUGAUUGGCAUCAUCGAUUAGGACACCCAUCUAUUUCUAUAAUAAAAAUGCUUAAUUCUAGUUUUUCUCUAAAUAUUCCUACAUCAUUGUUUUUACAUUGUAACUCAUGUCAAUGCAAUAAAAGUCACAAACUUCCCUUCUCCAAAUCCACCCUUACUUUUCAUGCACCACUUGAUCUUAUUUUUUCUGAUGUUUAGACAUGUCUCGAGUACUCAUACGAUAAUCACAAAUAUUAUGUUUAUUUGUUGACCAUUACACCAAAUUCAUAUGGUUUUAUCCCUUAAAACAAAAAUCUGAUACCCUUCCCAUUUUUUUAAAAUUCAAACCACUAGUUGAAAA